AUGGAUAUCUAAAAGGAUGAAUUGACUGCUUUCAAAAUGAAAAUAAAUGAUUUAAGUAUGCCCAAUUAUUUAGAAAGUAUAUAAAUUUAAGAUGAGAGAAAGCUUAAUACAGAAAAGAUCUUAGAUGAACUUUGUAACAAUAGAGGUAGCAAUCUCAUUAGGGAAUUUAGAGAAUUACAUAGAUAAGGAAUAAAUCCACAAAAGGAGGAAAUAUUUGAACUUUCAGAGAAGAUAUUCAAAUUUCUCAGUUAUGAUUAAAUUCACAGAGAUAAUGCCAAUAACAAAUUGAUGUUUAAAAAUGCAGAAAUAACCAUUUCUUUCAGUUAAGAUAUGAGAAGUGAUAUUAUAUAAUUAUCAGGGUACUAGCAUCGUAUAUAAAAGAGUUAAUAAAUAGAUACCAGAAUAUAGAUAUAAAAAGAUAUUUUAACUAAUUUCACCCACUUAGUUAACUCUGACAUCCCUUACUUAACAAUAGAUUACAUCGAAAAAUUGAAUUAAAUUCAAUGUCAGACUAAUACCAUUGGAUAGCUUUAUGAUAAUUAUUUUAAUUGGUUAUUUUAUAAUAUUGAUUCACUUACUAUAGCUUGCUAUGAGGCUGUCUCUGGUAUUCAGCAAAUAUGCUGGAAUGCAUCGAUCAUUAGUCCUAGUCCUUACGAAUCAACAAUAAUUUCAGAGAGGAUUAAGGAAAAAAUAAAAUCUAAAAUACAAACAAAUAAAUAAAAUUAUUAUUAACUCUUAUUUAAUAUUGAAUAAGAAUUUAAAAACGAGGCAAAUUGA
This is a messenger RNA of Tetrahymena thermophila SB210, 777 nucleotides long. RefSeq lists its product as hypothetical. Lineage: Eukaryota; Ciliophora; Oligohymenophorea; Hymenostomatida; Tetrahymenidae. The record is from RefSeq and is a predicted model, not a curated record. The transcript has a single exon.